AUGGCCGGCGAUGGAAGCAUCGAUUUCCAGGAAAAGGAAAGGAUUUCAAAAGAACUUAGAGUUAGCAUGAACGAAUGGAGAGAAAUUAUAGUAUUGUUAAACGCAAUAAUGUCGUGGCAAAAAAAUUGGUUUCCCGCGAUUACGGUUAUAUGUGUAACGAGUAUAUACCUAUACGUGUGGCUGGUCAACUGUUCGAUACUAAACAUGAUCUGGAUGACCGGCCUAUGCGCCGCCGUGUUGGAUUGCAUCGUAUGUGGUCCGUUCCAAAGGAUCCUGCCACCUAGCAGCUGGGACCAGGACAAGGAGCGCACGUACGCGGAUAUCUCUGAAUGGGUGGCAGAUUGCUGGGUGACGACGAAGCUGUACACGAGCCGAUUUUUCAACCUCAGGCAAACCCAUACCAAAUUGUUUCAUUCUGUCUUAUCGGUAUCGUUCUUCAGCCUUUUGUACAUCGGAACCACAUUCAACAAUAUGUUCAUAUCAUAUAUUACAAUUUUAGCGAUUUUGCUGUUUCCCGGAUUCAAAACCAAAUCGGAAUACAUCGAGGGCAGUCUGCAAAGGUACGCUCAUCAUAUGCUGUCCGGGGACGACGACGAGGCGUCUUCAUAA
This is a messenger RNA of Macrosiphum euphorbiae (potato aphid), 609 nucleotides long. The record is from the annotation of a GenBank genome assembly. Lineage: Eukaryota; Metazoa; Arthropoda; Insecta; Hemiptera; Aphididae.